AUGGUUAGCGGUGUAAAGAGAAAGCAUGGAGUUCAACUACUUGGCAUGAUAGUGCUGAUGUUUGUAUUCUUUGGUCUGAUGUUCUAUAUGUUUGGAGGUGGAGACAGCUUUAAAUUGAUACAUGUCGAGGGUAACAUACAUGUCUUUGACAAUGGCAAUGGCAUAAGACAGUUCAAGUUCAGUAAGAAUGGUGACAGACAAUCAGAGAUCAAAAUUGGAGAUGUAGAACAUGUACCAUUAGCAUAUAUAAGAGCUACGAUAGCAUCACUUACAUUCUUGACAAAGAGACCGACAUCUAUAUUGUUGGUUGGAUUGGGCGGCGGCUCAAUCGCAACCUACCUACACAAGCAUUUCCCAUCGGCUCAUAUCGAUAUUGUAGAGAUGCAUCAGAGGAUGUUGGACGUGGCCGAGCAGUAUUCAAACUUUAGACGUAACGAUAACGUUGUGGUUCACAUCUCUGAUGGCUUGGACUAUGUGGAGAGACAAAGCAGAGCUGGCAAGCACUAUGACCUGAUCUAUCAGGAUGGCUGCUCAUCGGCCCCGUGCAACUUGAUGACGGUGGACGGCUUCAAGAUCAUGUCCAAACUGUUGUCACCGGAGGGUGUCUACCUCCAGAAUCUCAUUGGUCUGCGAAGGCACUUUGGUGUUAUACGCAACAUGCAAGAGGCAUUCAGAGAGCUGUACUACGUCGAGUCUGGCAGUGUCAAUCAAGUGUUCAUUGGAUACAAUUAUAAUGUAUCACUAAGCACUAGUGAUCUAGUGACUCGAGGCGAAAUGUUCCAGCUACAAGAGAAGCCAUACUUCAACGUCGUCAAUGAGUUCUCUACACAUUUCAAGAGGCUGACAAAUGUAAUGAUCAAUGUCGACAACUAUAUAUAUCAAGAGUAA
This is a messenger RNA of Acytostelium subglobosum LB1, 888 nucleotides long. RefSeq lists its product as hypothetical. Bases 1 to 888 code for a protein of 295 amino acids. Gene Ontology annotation, biological process: polyamine biosynthetic process. The record is from RefSeq and is a predicted model, not a curated record. The transcript is spliced from 2 exons. NCBI's taxonomy places the organism in Eukaryota, Evosea, Eumycetozoa, Acytosteliales, Acytosteliaceae.